Messenger RNA from Melopsittacus undulatus (budgerigar), 2195 nucleotides. It is a transcript of the gene CRTAC1, whose product is annotated as cartilage acidic protein 1. Gene Ontology annotation, molecular function: calcium ion binding. Gene Ontology annotation, biological process: axonal fasciculation. Bases 38 to 2122 code for a protein of 694 amino acids. NCBI's taxonomy places the organism in Eukaryota, Metazoa, Chordata, Aves, Psittaciformes, Psittaculidae. The transcript is spliced from 16 exons. The record is from RefSeq and is a predicted model, not a curated record.
GCGGCGGAGCCGGCAGCGGCGAGGCAGGCGCGGCGGGAUGCGGUCCCGCCGCCGCGGGGGGGCCGGGCAGCCCCCCUGGCCCGUGCCCAGGAUGCUGGUGCUGUGCCUGCUGUCCCUGGUCUGGCUCAGUGAGGGCUCCCAGCGCAGUGAGCCCAUGUUCACUGCUGUCACACACCGCCUCCUCCCGCCUGACUACGACAGCAACCCCACACAGCUCAACUAUGGCGUGGCUGUCACUGACCUGGAUGCUGACGGUGACUUCGAGAUCGUCGUGGCAGGGUACAAUGGUCCCAACCUGGUGCUCAAGUACGAUAAGCCUCGGGGACGGCUGGUGAAUGUGGCGGAGGACGAGCAGGGCUCCCCAUACUAUGCACUGCGGGACCGGCAGGGCAAUGCCAUCGGUGUGACAGCCUGUGACAUCGAUGGGGACGGCCGUGAGGAGAUCUACUUCCUCAACACCAACAAUGCCUUCUCUGGCAUGGCCACCUACACAGACAAGCUCUUCAAGCUCCGCAAUGGGCGCUGGGAGGACCUCCUGAGCGAUGAGGUGAACCGGGAUGUGGCCAGCCGCUUCGCCGGGCGCUCCGUUGCCUGUGUGGACCGGACGGGCUCCGGCAGGUACUCCAUCUACAUCGCCAACUACGCCAGCGGCAACGUGGGCCCCCACUCGCUGAUCGAGAUGGAUGUGGCUGCCAGUGACCCUGCCCGCGGCGUCGUGGUGCUGGUGGACGUGGCCGCGCAGGCUGGCGUCAGCAAGUACACAGGGGGCCGUGGGCUGGCCGUGGGCCCCAUCCUGAGUGACAGCGCCUCUGACAUAUUCUGUGGUAAUGAGAACAGCCCCAACUUCCUCUUCCACAACCGGGGGGAUGGAACGUACCGGGACGUGGCAGCUGCUGUGGGGCUGGAUGACCCCUACCAGCAUGGACGUGGAGUGGCGCUGGCUGACUUCAACCGCGAUGGCCGGGUGGACAUUGUCCAUGGCAACUGGAAUGGGCCACACCGCCUCUACCUGCAGACCGGGGCCCCCGGGCGCGUCCGAUUCCGGGACAUCGCCACCCCCAAGUUCUCCAUGCCAUCCCCUGUCCGCACUGUCAUCGCAGCAGACUUUGACAAUGACCAGGAGCUGGAGGUUUUCUUCAACAACAUCGCUUACCGUGGUUCCUCUGCCAACCGCCUCUUCCGGCUCAUCCGCAGGGAGCACUCAGACCCCAUAAUGGAAGAGCUGAAUCCAGGAGAUGCGCUGGAGCCCGAGGGACGAGGCACAGGGGGUGCAGUGACGGAUUUUGAUGGCGAUGGGAUGCUGGACCUCAUCCUAUCCCAUGGAGAGUCCAUGGCACAGCCGAUCUCUGUCUUCAAGGGCACCCAGGGCACCACCAACAACUGGCUGCGUGUGAUCCCACGCACCCGCUUUGGGGCCUUUGCGCGGGGAGCCAAGGUGGUGCUGUUCACACGGCGCAGCGGGGCCCACCUGCGCAUCAUCGACGGUGGGUCCGGGUACCUCUGUGAGAUGGAGCCCGUGGCACACUUCGGACUGGGGCACGACAAGCCCAGCAGCCUGGAGGUGACCUGGCCGGAUGGCCGCGUCGUGUCACGACCAGUGGCCAGCAGUGAAACCAACUCUGUUCUGGAGGUCCCCUACCCCCUGGACACGGAGAAGCCGCUUGUGCCUGCCCCACUCGAGUGCGGGCAGGGAUUCUCCCAGCACGAGAAUGGACGCUGUGUAGACACAAAUGAGUGCACUGAGUUUCCCUUUGUUUGCCCCCGGGACAAGCCCGUCUGCGUUAACACCUACGGCGCAUACCGCUGCCGCAGCAACAAGCGCUGCGGCCGGGGCUUCGAGCCCAAUGAGGAUGGCACAGCUUGUGUGGACAUUGACGAGUGUGCCCAGGGCUUGCACAACUGCAGCCAGCUCUGCACCAACACCCCUGGGGCAUUUGCCUGCCACUGCCACAUGGGCUUCCACCCACUUGAUCCUGCUGCCAGCCAGUGCCUGGAUGUAGAUGAGUGCCAGGCACAGCCUGGCCCCUGCGAACACAUCUGCCACAACAGCCACGGCUCCUUCCACUGUCACUGCCGCCGCGGCUUCUCCCUGGGUGCAGGUGGGCGCUGCCGGCACAACUAGCCCACCCAGCACAGCCAAGUGCCCCCUGCUCACCCCCAGCACCGUGCCAGCUGAACCCAGUGCUAGCUGAAUA